Messenger RNA from Paramecium sonneborni, 790 nucleotides. The record is from the annotation of a GenBank genome assembly. NCBI's taxonomy places the organism in Eukaryota, Ciliophora, Oligohymenophorea, Peniculida, Parameciidae.
AAGUGAAUGUCUGCAUAUAAGUACUUAUUCAAAUUUAUCGUAAUUGGGGAUUCAUGUAAAAUAGCUAAUAUAGAUUUAGAUGUUGGAAAAUCAUGUCUUGUAUAAUAAUUUUUGCAUGAUCGACCACGUCAAGAACAUGAAGCCACAGUCGGUAUAGAAUUUGGUAUUAAGGACAUUAAUAUCUGUGGUUCAAUUAUACGUCUGUCAAUAUGGGAUACAGCAGGACAAGAGACAUUUAGAUCUCUGAUUCGUGCAUACUAUCGAUCUGCUAUAGGAGUGCUUCUAUGCUAUGAUUGUAGUAGUAUGCAAUCAUUUAAUGGGAUUGAAAAAUGGGUGCAAGAAGUAAAAAACAACGGAAAUGAGAGUAGAAGCUUCAAUAAUUAAAGAUGUUGUAAUUGCACUUGUUUGCAAUAAAAUUGAUCUACAAGAGUAUACAGGUCCUCUUCAAUUAUUUUUAGACGAUAAGUGUCAUCCAUCCAAGGAAGAUAAUAUGCAGUUGACCAUAAUUUCUUAUACGUUGAAGUUUCUGCUCUCAAUGGAGUUGGUGUCUAAUAACUCUUUCGAGAUUUAACUCACGAAAUAUUAAAACGAAUUGAUAAUGCCAUCAUCGAUUUGGAUAAACAUGUAUUAUUAUUUAUUAUUUUUUAGUAAUAAGGUAUUGUAGUUGGAUAGAUAAAUCUAUCUCCUACUAAAUAAAUAAUCACUCUUGAGUAAGAAGAUUCAUAAUAGUAGAAGAAUCAAAAGAAAAAAUCUUGUUGUUGAACAAUUUAUAAAUAAACAUAGAAUAUAA